GUUUACAAGCAGCGGCUGUCAGCGUGUAAAUCAGAUGGCGAUCACAGUUGUUAUUGAGGCAGACAGGAAAGUCUCCGUGUCAUGCGUAAGGCCAAGAUGAAGACAGUCGAUGAAGAGUGUCAAUCACCAGAAAUUGUGCAGGGAGCUGAUGAGAAAAACAUAGAAGAUAAGAAUGUUGCUGAUAAAACAAACUUGGUCGCUCAAGAGUCAGUUCCCCCUAUUCAGGCUGCGGUUCAUCAUUUCCAACCCAGCUACAGCGCUCAGAGUGGAGGCAGUGUGGUCGCUCCCACCAUUAUUGGUUGUAGAAUUGGUGGUAAUGUCAACAUCAUCGUCUCAGGUCAAGGGUCAGUUGCUUCCUCAGAAGAAAUAGUGGACACUACAGACUGCUGUGACGCUCUGCAGCCCCAAAAUGAUAAGAUUGCGGAAUGUCAAGUGAAACUGAAAGCCACUCUGAAAAGGAACUUCAGCCACUUGCCCGAAGGGAUGACAACUGAAUCAAACAGGAUACCUCUCGAUAAGAUCUACACAGAGCUCUACAUCACCAAGGGAGGAAGUGGUGAAGUCAACAAGGAGCAUGAGGUGAGACUGAUUGAGACGACAUCCAGGACACAUGAGGCCCAAGAGAAAUCAGUCCACUGCAAUCAACUCUUUGUUCCACAACAAGGCAGAGAACAUCCCGUAAGAACUGUGAUCACAAGGGGAGUCGCUGGCAUUGGAAAAACCGUAUUGGUCAAUAAAUUCACUCUGGACUGGGCUGAGGAGAUAACAAACACAAACCUGGAAUUUGUAUUCCCUCUCUCUUUCCGAGAGUUGAAUCUGAUGAGAAAGAGAAUCUUAAGUCUGGUGGAUCUUCUCAGCACCCUUUUCCCUGAAACAAAAGAUUCAGGUAUCUUUAUUAAUGAUAAAAAGAUGCUCUUCAUCCUGGAUGGUCUGGACGAGAGCCGCUUGUCUUUGGACUUCCAAAAAAACGAAAUAAUGUCCGAUGUGACGCAGCCCACCACGAUUGCGGUGCUUCUGACCAACCUCAUCAGGGGAAGACUGCUUCCUUUUGCUCAUGUUUGGGUAACAUCUCGUCCAGUAGCCUCCAGUCAGAUCCCUCAAGAGCACAUUAAUCUGGUGACAGAGGUACGAGGGUUCAACAACCCCCAGAAAGAUGAGUACUUCAGGAGGAAAAUCAGCGACGAGCGCUUAGCAAACAGGGUGAUCGCACACGUGAAAUCCUGCAGGAGUCUUCACAUCAUGUGCCACAUACCAGUCUUCUGCUGGAUGGCGGCAAGUGUUCUUGAGAGGAAGUUACAGACAACGGACAGUAAAGACACACCAAAGACCCUCACGCAGAUGUACAUACAGUUUGUGACCUUGUACGUGGAGAACAUGAAGAAGAGGCUGCCUGGAAGAAGAGAGUCAAACGCUGAGUGCAUAAGAGAUAACCUCAUCUCGUUGGGUAAACUGGCCUUCAAAGAGCUCGAGAAGGGCCACUUGAUCUUCUAUGAGCGCGACCUCAUCCUGAAUGGUUUAAAAGUCACACAGGCGUCCAUGUUCUCAGGAGUCUACACGCAGAUCUUCAAUGAAGAGCGGAUACUGUGCGAGGAGAAGAUGUUCUCCUUUGUGCAUCUAAGCGUCCAGGAAUUCUUUGCUGCGUUGUACGUCUACCUCACAUUCCACAACAACAAUGACAACGUCCUGGUCAAGAAGUCCUCUGUUUCGAGACGUUUCCUGUCAAGAGAUCCAUCAGAGCUCAUCCUCUACAAGGAAGCGGUAGAAAAGGCUUUGCGGUGUGAAAAUGGACACUUUGACAUCUUUCUGCGCUUCCUUUUGGGUCUGUCUCUGGAAUCCAAUCAAACUCUUUUGAAACAUCUCAUGACCAGCAACAGAACAAACCAAAGAACAAGAACAGAGAUCAUUAAACACAUAAAGGAGAAGAUCAGGGCAAGUCCGUUCCCAGACAGAUGCCUCAAUCUCUUUCACUGUCUGAAUGAGCUGAACGACCACUCUCUUGUGGAGGAGAUUCAGAGCUACCUCUGCUCGGGCAGUCUUAACAAAGCCAAACUUUCACCUGCCCAGUGGGCCUCUCUGGUGUUUGUGUUACUGACAUCAGAAGAAGAGAUAAGUAUGUUUGAACUGAGCAACUACACCAGGACAGAGGAAGGUCUUCGGAGGCUGCUGCCUGUCGUGAAAACAGCCCGAGUAGCAAAUCUAAAUGCGUGUAAUCUCACUGUGAACUGCUGUGAAAUCCUGGCCAAUUGCAUCAACUCAUCCCAGGUCAGAGAGCUGGACCUGGGUAACAACAACCUGACAGAUGCAGGAAUAAAAUUGCUCUCUGGUGGACUGAAGAACAGCAAACUGGAGACACUCAGACUGAAGAGCUGCAGCCUGACAGAGCUCAGCUCCGAUGACCUGGCCUCGCUUAUCAGCUCAGCCUCCUCCGAGCUGAAAGUCCUGGACCUCUCCGACAAUGACUUUCUGGACACAGGAGUCCAAAAGCUCUCUAGUGGACUGGGGAGCCCUCACUGCAAACUGGAUAUACUCAUUUUGUCCCUGUGCAGAGUGACAGAGGAAGGCUGCACUUUCCUAGCAUCUGCUUUGAACUCAUCCCGUCUGAGAGAGCUUGACCUGAGCUACAACCACCCGGGACAUUCAGGCCUGCAGCUGCUGUCUGCUCUGCAGGAAGACCCACAAUGCAGCCUGCAGAAACUCAGUGUGGAACAGUGUGGUGAAUCCAGGAUCCAGCCAGGUCCAAAGAAAUACACCAGCAAACUCACUCUGGACCCAAACACAGCACACAGGGACCUUUCUCUGUCUGAGGGAAACAGGAAAGCAACGCGCUGGACCGAGCAGUCCUACCCUGAUCACCCGGACAGGUUUGAUUUCUGGAGACAGGUGUUGUGCAGGGAGGGACUGACUGGGCGCUACUACUGGGAGACCGAAUGGAACGGGAGAGUUUUCAUAGGAGUCGCCUACAGAAGGAUGUGCAGAAAGGGAGAGGGUCACGAUAGCUGGUUGGGCCAGAAUGACUCUUCCUGGGGGCUCAACUGCACCAAAGAUGGCUACAAUAGCUGGCACAAAGGCGUGAACACUGCUUUGAAGAUUGCACCAAACUCCUAUAAAGUAGGAGUCUACCUGGACUGGACAGCUGGUAGACUGUCCUUCUACAGGGUCUCCUGUGGCACACUGACCCUCCUUUACACCUUCCAAACCACCUUCACCGAGCCUGUGUACCCAGGGUUUCAGCUUGGCUGGGUGGACUCCACAGUGUACUUGUGCUAAACAUUACCUGGACAUUGUGACACGAAGGACAUGUAGCAUUUGUAGUAUUUUCUUUUCUUCUGCUCUGGGGUUAUUUCCUGGGGUUAUUUGCCCAAGUUUGAGAUGUCGGAUUUUCAGAUUUUUGCCUCACCCUGUACUGGAUUUUUGAGGCCGACACAUGUAAGAGUUCCCUUAAAUUAGUUUGAAGCCACGCCAUGGCAAUGUCCAAGUCUUUGACGAUUAGACACCUUUGAGGUGGUAAGACUUAAGGAGGGUGACGAAUCCAUAGUCAAAUUUGCUGUUGCCCUCUUUGGGAGAGGUAAGCAACAUUGCUCUAGUGGUCAUUUCCGUGUUUUGGCGCUGUUAAGUUGUUUAUAAGUUCAUUUUAUGUUGACGUAAACCUGUGUUACUUAUUUUGUGUAGGGGUUUGAGUUCAUAUGGUUGUGUCUGAUGGAGGAUUUUGUUUUUACCGCUUGCUGUCAGGAAUAAAAGGAGAUCGCCUCCAAAGAUACCCAUGGUCUGGGCCUCUUUGUAUCAACACAACGCAGACAUCACUAGAGUCCACGGGUUACAAAUGUUUCUAUGUUUUCUGUAUAUUAGACAUGCAUUAACGCAUCAAAUUUCAUAACGUCACUUCACAUUACCUGUUAACACGCUCUGCAGUCUUUUCCCAUGCCACCUCACGCUGAUCCAUCCAUGGAUCUGCGGUUUAGUGGUCCAUCUACGUCCCAACCCUCACCUAUGGUCAUGAGCUCUGGGUAGUGACCAAAAGAAUGACAUCGUGGAUGCAAGCGGCCGAAAUGAGUUUCCUCCGUGGGGUGGCUGGGCUCAGCCUUAGAGAUAGGGUAAGGAACUUGGACAUCUGGAGGGAGCUCGGAGUAGAGCCGCUGCUCCUUCGUGUCAAAAGGGGUCCGUUUGAGGGGGUUUGGGCAUCUGAUCAGGAUCCUCCAGGAUCCAGAACAUGCAUGCUGGAGGGAUUACAUAUCUCAUCCGGCCGGGGAACACCUUGGGGUCCCCCAGGAGGGGCUGUAAAGAGUUGCUGUGGAGAGGGACAUCUGGGGUGCUUUGCUUGGCCUGCUGCCCCCGGGAUCCGGCUUCAGAUAAGCAGAUGAAAAUGGAUGGAUGGAUCGAUGGACCUCACGCUGUUUAGCUACAGCUGGCGUAUUAAAUUUCUUUCUUUUUUUUUGAAAACAAGUUCAAAGUCCACAUACGUGGUCAUAAAAAUCUCCUGUUCAGUUUCUUUCUGCCACUGACAAUCACGUCAUCUGUGUUCCACUGAUGACGACUUUACGUGCUCGCCGUGAACGCACUUCCCUCAGGCUGAACAUGCUCAGAACUGAUAGAGCUAAUUCUGAUCAGCUGCUCUGGACCUGAAAACUCAGAGUUUCACCAAAACUUAGGCUCAGUCAACUCGGUGAUCGGGAUUAGGCUCAGAGAUUAAUGUGCCUGCUUUCUGAAACAGGGCCCUGUAGUCUCAUUUAGCCACUUGUGAGCAACCGUAGAAGAAAAUGUGAAGUAUCUGAAGCCUCUGUUGACCACAGACCUUAUUUUAGACAUCUUAAGAAAAAAAAAAAAAAGAACUCACUGACUUCAAGAUGAGGGAAGCGCAAGUGCCAACAUGCUAACUGAUCUCUGGGUUUUAGGACUCAUUCAUGCAGCACUCUAUAAAAACAGUGGAAGCAGAAAUUGAGAACAUGUUCUUAUGAAACCAAAUCUAUCUGCAUGAGUAGAUACUGAGAGGAAGUGAAAACAUGUAGUGAAAUAUGGGGAAAUUUAUCAAACCAUCAGUCACUGGAAUAGCUUUCCCUCUUUACAUAUUUCAACCCUACAGUAAGUUUUACACUUACACUUAGAGUUUUACACUGCCUAUUCCACCCUGUGAUGACUGCAACCUUAUUUCUAAACUCAAUGUUAAAUAAUUUUAAAUAAUUUUUUUUUCGGGGGCGUGACCAAAGUCUACAAUGGUAAAAAUAUGGGUCCCUCAAGAAAAAAGUUGGGACCCACUGAUCCAGACCACUGGUUCCCAAUAGGUCCAGAUUUCUCCUUAGUCAUCAGUUUAAAGUCCACACAGUUUAGCACAUUAUGUGUCACAUGUGCGUUCCGCCAUGUCUUUGAGCAGAAAACGGCACUUCAAAAUAAAAGCUCUGUGCUAGAAAAAAGUUCUUUUAACAAACCCGACACCUUUACAAGUCACUUGGGGCUAGUGAUGUUAUGCUCAAGCCAGUUUGCUUGACACAGUGCCGAUCUUUUGAAGCGCAAGUGUUCGGAAACAGUGUUUCAAUCCCUGCUUCGGUGCGGUUACAUGAUGGCUUCUCAUUCGGAAUUAAAUAAAACUGAAAGAAAUCAUUCAGAAUUAAAGUUUUUCCAGGUAGUUUACAUGGGAAAUAUUCAUUCCGAAUGAGGGUUUACACAGGAGAUCAGUUUAAUCGCCUUUAUUCGGGUCCGCGCAAGGUUUGGGGCAGGGAAAGUUUCUGAUUGGAUAGGGGGCGGGGCGGAUGUUACGUGUUUACGUUUACCGCAAGAACACUGUAGUCCUCGUUCCGGAUAACAAGAUGCUUGACGACGCCGUUCUUAGUGCCUUUUUCUGGCUUGUUUUGCUUAUAUUCUUGAAGCAGCAGUACGACAACAACCUUGUUCUGCUAAUGCUUCGUCUGUUGAGGAGGAGAAGAAAGGUAGAAGGUCGAAGAAGGGAGAUAGAAGACCGCGAAUGGAAACUGUUGAGUGCAACGAGUCCGACUGCUCUACACGUUGCUAUGCACGCUAUAUACGUGAUCGCAUACGUCAGGGCAAGGAAACGAGCAUGUGCAGAAAGACCGGAAUGAACUUAAAGAGGAAUGAGUGUAUACAAGUGCGAGAAAUUCUUUCAUUCAGAAUUAGAAACGGAAUAUUCCAGCCCCUUACAUCGGAUUGAAUAUUCAAUCGCAUUGGCCAUUUUCAUUCUGAAUUAGGUGUUUACAAGAUCACUUUUAAUAGGAAUGAACUUUAAUUCCAAAUGAAAAGGGAAUUAAACUGUCCAUGUAAACACACUCAUUGACACGUGGCUACAGAGAGCGAGGCCUUGGUACAGGCAGUCUUGAGGCUUUUUCAGGUCUUCCACUUAGAUGCAGUUCUGACACACAGCCAGCAGAUGUCACUCUCCUGAUUGUAUGAAAUGCUUCGAAGCAGAGUGUCAUUCUUGAAGCAGUUGCGUCAAAGUGGUUCAUGAGGCUUCAAUUUCACCAGCACUAGUUGGGGUCAAUUAAAAAUGGACGCACGACCCACCAGUAAGGAUCUACUGAUCUAGACGCCACCUGUACAGCCAUAUUAAGAGAAUGUAUUCUGCUGAAAUGUAAAACGUGUGUACACAUGAUUUGUAAUAAAGCU
Molecule: messenger RNA, 6609 nt
Organism: Epinephelus fuscoguttatus (brown-marbled grouper)
Lineage: Eukaryota; Metazoa; Chordata; Actinopteri; Perciformes; Serranidae
Product: NACHT, LRR and PYD domains-containing protein 3-like
Exons: 10
Coding region: 82-3267 (1061 amino acids)
Molecular function (GO): protein binding
Source: RefSeq, a predicted model, not a curated record